GCUUGCUAGAAGGGGCUUGGAGUGAAUAACAACAAUCAUUUGCCCCUUCCCAGCGCCUUUGUCCAAAGAGCUCACAAAACUUUGCUGGCACUAACUUGUUCAGUCUCACAGGUCCCUGUGCGCCGGGUGGGUGAGUGCCAUUCCCAUUCGACAUAUAGGGAAGGGCCCCACAGUGGGUGAAGCUGAAGAUAGACCCAAGGAGUCCUGUCUGUCUGUUUCCCCCAGCGCUAACCACCGGACCACUCUUCCAGAGCCAAGAAGAGAGCCCAGGAGUCCUAACUCUUGGCCCUGGCUCUCGCCACAAGACCAGGCUGCCUUCCCUGCAGCACAGAGAGUUCUGCUUUGAGUGCUGGCCGAAAGGAUCAUGAUUUAAAUAGUAACAAUGACAAGUAACACAGUAAAAGUUGAUGAAAAUAGAAGUAAGCGUAGAAAGGAGAUGGAGAAUGAAGCUUCAGAAAGUCCUCAGUUGUCCUCCCUGGAAAGACCAGACCUGGCUCUUUCUGAAAGCUCACAGUCACUUUACAAACCUGAAGCACUGGAAAAGGUUUUAAAUGUUCUAAAGGACGUUCUGCCGAGCCCACAACAGGAGCCGGUCACCUUCAGCAACCGGAAGGGUUUGCAAUGCAUCUCCCCACUAAUGAGAAGUGUGGAAGAGACUCCUCAGCCCAUCCUGACAAAGGUCAAAGGGCACAUUCCCAAGUGGCUUAAUGGCAGCCUGCUAAGGAACGGGCCUGGGAAGUUUGAGUUUGGAGAGGAGAAAUUUAACCAUUGGUUUGAUGGCAUGGCCCUGCUGCAUCAGUUCCAACUGGAAAAUGGCAUCGUGACUUACAGGAGCAAGUUCCUGCAGAGUGAUUCCUAUGUGACUAACAGCCGGCACAAUCGGAUCGUGGUCUCGGAGUUUGGAACCCUGGCUAUGCCGGACCCGUGCAAGAGCAUCUUUGGGCGCUUCAUAUCGUGGUUUGAGAUGCCACGGCCAACGGAUAACUCCAGUGUGAACUAUGUGGUGUACAAGGGAGACUAUUAUGUCAGCACCGAGACCAACUUCAUGCGCAAAGUGGAUCCAGAAACUCUGGAAACCAAGGAGAAGGUGGACUGGAGCAAAUUCGUUGUGGUGAAUGGAGCAACAGCCCAUCCACAUUAUGAGCCUGAUGGGACAGCAUACAACAUGGGCAACUCGUAUGGGAAACAUGGUUCCAGCUAUAACAUUAUUCGGAUUCCUCCGCAGAAGUCAAACCGCGAUGACACUUUGCAGGGAGCAAAAGUUUUGUGCUCCAUCGCUCCAGCUGAGAAGAUGAAACCCUCCUACUAUCACAGCUUUGGAAUGAGUGAGAACUACGUGGUCUUCACUGAGCAGCCCAUCAAGAUUAAUCUGUGUCGGGUCAUCACAUCCAAGUUCCUUGGGAAGCCCAUUGCUGAUGGGAUAAACUGGGAGCCGCAGUACAAAACCCGCUUCCACGUGGUGAAUAAGCACACGGGAGAGCUGCUUCCCGGGCAGUUUUACAGCAAGCCAUUUGCUGCUUUCCAUCAUAUCAACGCCUUUGAAGAUCAGGGCUGUGUGGUCCUUGACUUCUGCUGCCAGGAUGACGGAGGGAGCCUACAAACUUACCAGCUCCAAAACCUGCGCAAAGCUGGGGAGGGUCUGGAUCAGAUCUAUAACUCGAUAGCCAGAACUUUCCCCCGCCGCUUUGUUCUACCACUGAAUGUGGAUUCAAGCAUGCCCGUGGGGCAGAACCUCAGCCCCUUGUCCUACACGUCAGCGAGUGCUGUGAAAGAGGUGGAUGGGACGGUCUGGUGCAUGCAUGAAAAUCUCCAUUCCGAGGACCUGGAGGAGGUAGGGGGCAUGGAGUUCCCCCAGAUUAACUACUCGCGGUGCAACGGCAGGAAGUACCGCUUCUUCUACGGCUGCGGCUUUCGACACCUGGUGGGGGAUUCGCUGAUCAAGAUGGAUACAGAAACCAAGAAAAUGAAGAUUUGGCAAGAGGAUGGAUUCUAUCCUUCGGAGCCUGUGUUUGUGCCAGUGCCUAAAGCCACUGCAGAAGACAGUGGAGUCAUUCUGUCAGUUGUGGUCACACCCUCGCAGAACCAAAACACUUUCCUGCUUGUCCUGGAUGCAGAGACCUUCAGCGAACUGGGCCGCGCAGAAGUCCCAGUGCAAAUGCCUUAUGGAUUACAUGGCAUCUUUGUCCCACGUUAAUGGAGAAGCCUGCUACCUCGUACUAGAAGCUCAGUGUGAAUCUCUGCUUUUCCUUUCCUUUCGCUCUUGCAUUGUGCCUUUGGUGAAGGAACUGCCUCUGUAGCCCCCAAGCCUGUUCUCUGUGCGGCUGCAGUAUUAUUAAUACGUAGUGAAUGGGUCUGAAGCUAAUACUGCGCAAGGCGAUAGCACCUUCUCCAGAAGAGCCCACUGCCUUGGCUCACUCCACUGUCCUGCUCUGCCGGUCUGCUGUAACCCCCAUGCUGCCAUGAGCUGGGCAGGCAAGGGAGGCAGCAGGUGCCCAGAGAGCCCACUUCUUCCCAGCACCAAUGUGCUCUGAGCGGGAGAGGCCAGUCAGCAGCUCUGCUCAGAGUGGUGGCUUUGGCUGUAGUGCACAAAGCGAAAGGCGAGACAGGAUCAAGGGAAGGAGGGAAAAUUGCCUCUUCCGAGUCCCAAGUGUGCCACUGCUUCUUCAGGAAACUGUCUCAACUCAGCCAGGAAGAGCAGAGAGGGUGCUGCCCCACUUGGCAGCUGGAAAGGUCAGUUCCAGUUUGUGCAAACAUCACAACUCAAAGAAAAAGGAUGACACCUUCCUCCAUGCUGUCAUUGAAACCCUGCAUAUGUUAAACCAUGCCAUUGCCACGCACCCCUAGUGAAACCAGUGUGGGUCAAACACCCCUCUAUUGUGUCCCUGCCACGCCCCCUGGUGAAACCAGCAUGGGGCAAACACACCUUGACAUAUGCCCACAGCAAAACUAGUGUUAGUCAAACAUGAAAUAAUAAGAUGAAAUUCAAUAGUGAG
This is a messenger RNA of Mauremys reevesii (Reeves's turtle), 2993 nucleotides long. RefSeq names its product beta,beta-carotene 9',10'-oxygenase-like. Gene Ontology annotation, molecular function: carotenoid dioxygenase activity; beta-carotene 15,15'-dioxygenase activity. NCBI's taxonomy places the organism in Eukaryota, Metazoa, Chordata, Testudines, Geoemydidae. Bases 383 to 2194 code for a protein of 603 amino acids. Gene Ontology annotation, biological process: retinal metabolic process; carotene catabolic process. Gene Ontology annotation, cellular component: mitochondrion. The transcript is spliced from 14 exons. The record is from RefSeq and is a predicted model, not a curated record.